GGACAGAGAAGUGAAGGAAAACCGACACACGGGACUCAUUUCCCCCGAGUGCUUCUGACUGAGAGACGCCAGCAGACUUCAGGUGCUAGCAUGACAGAAAACAUCAGCGACGAGGAGCUGGAGUUGAUCAGGGAAUCCUUCAAAAAAAUUGAUGUGAAUGAAAGCGGGGCCAUCAGUCCUUCUGAACUCAGUGCCGUCUUCCGUGAGGCGGGAUGUGCUAUGCCUGGCUGCAGAAUCAGGGAAUUAUUGGAGAAGCUGGACCGAGACAAGACCAAUGACAUCAGCUUUGAUGAGUUCAAAGCUAUUUACAAGGAGUUAAAGGAUGACUCCACGAUCCAGGCCUUCAAGAAAGCCAUCAACAAGAGGAAGGGUGUCAUCGCCAUCGGGGGUACCAGUGCCGUCUCCUGUGAAGGAACUCAGCAUUCAGUCUCUGAGCACGAGCAGGUUGCCUUCGCUAACUACAUCAACACUUGUCUGGAGAGUGAUGGAGACUGCAAAGGUCGUCUUCCCAUCAAGCCCGCUGAUCUGUUUGCUGCAGUUGGAGACGGGAUUUUGCUUUGUAAACUCAUCAACAUCUCUGUUCCUGACACUAUUGAUGAGAGAACCAUCAAUAAAAAGAAUCUUACAUGCUUCACCACACAGGAAAAUUUAAACUUGGCUCUGAAUUCAGCAUCAGCCAUCGGCUGCCAAGUCGUUAAUAUUGGAGCUGGAGAUCUGAAAGAAGGAAAACCUCAUCUGGUGCUAGGACUCCUCUGGCAGAUUAUCAAGAUAGGACUGUUUGCUAAUAUAGAACUGAGCCGCAAUGAAGCAUUAGCUGCGCUGCUUCAGGAAGGGGAAAGUCUGGAAGAUUUGAUGAAACUCAGUCCUGAGGAGCUCCUGCUGCGCUGGGUCAACUUUCAUUUACAGAAAGCUGGCAGCAAAACCAUUUCCAACUUUUCUGGUGAUAUUAAGGACUCUGAGGCAUACUUCUACCUGUUGCAGCAGAUCGCUCCAGACGGCAGCAAAGAGGACGUCCUGCAGAUAGAGAUCGAUAUGGACGGCCUGUAUGAAAAGGAUCUGAUGAAGCGAGCAGAGAGCAUGCUGGAGCAGGCCGACCGUCUUGGCUGCCGGCAGUUUGUGACUGCUGGUGAUGUCGUUCGUGGAAAUUCAAAGCUCAACUUGGCCUUCGUAGCCACACUUUUUAACAAAUACCCUGCACUCAACAAACCUGAGAACCAAGAUUGGAUUUUGAAGAGUGAGACCAGAGAGGAGAGAACAUUUAGAAAUUGGAUGAAUUCUCUUGGAGCCUGUCCACGUGUUCACUAUAUGUACAGUGACCUGCAGGAUGCCAUGGUGAUUCUCCAGCUGUAUGAAAAGAUUAAAGUGCCAGUGGAAUGGGACAGAGUCAACCACCCUCCAUUUAAAUCAACAGUGAAACAUUUAAAAAAGUCUGAAAACUGCAGCUAUGCCGUGGACCUGGGAAAGAAAAAAGCAGGUUUCUCUUUGGUGGGAAUCGGAGGUCAGGACCUGAGCGAGGGAAAUCCAACUCUCACCCUGGCACUGGUCUGGCAGCUGAUGAGGAGGUAUACUUUGAAUAUUCUUGAAGAUCUUGGAGAGGGAGAGGUGGCUGGUGAUGAUUUGAUUAUUAAAUGGGUCAACAAGACGUUGAAAGAGGCGGCGAAGAGUUCAUCAAUUAAAAGCUUCAAGGACAAAGAGAUCAGUACCAGUCUUCCUGUUUUGGACCUGAUUGAUGCCCUCAAACCAGACAGUGUCAACUUUGACUUGGUUAAAACAGGAAGUCUGUCUGAAGAGGACAAGCUGGACAAUGCCAAGUACGCCAUUUCCAUGGCGAGGAAGAUCGGCGCCAAAGUCUACGCCCUGCCUGAAGACUUGGUCGAGGUCAACCCUAAAAUGGUGAUGACCAUCUUCGCCUGCCUGAUGGGGAGGGGCAUGAAAAAGGCUUAGAGGAAACAUACACACACACCCACACAGCGGUUCUGUCGGCCACUUUAUUCCUCUUCUUUGCUCUAAGUUUGUGAUGUGAAAAUAACUCUGGUCUUCUUAGCAGAACCGGUUUCACUUGGAAGGUCUUGGGGUAAAAAUGUACGGCUGUGCCCCCCAUUUACACCAUGGCCACCACAUCCCCAUCUCUGAGGAUGGAGUAUGCCACCUUUUAUGCCAAAGAGCUCAUCAAGUUGUGUAUUUUUGAGCGUGAUUCCGGACAGAAGCCACCUUGUUCUUCCUGGCUCCAGGUUGUCACGUAGCCUGAAGUAAUUCGUUUUUAGAAAUAUUAUGUGGGAAGUCGCGCCAUGUGAGCAGAGUGUCAUCGCAGGAUUCAGAGAGCGAACACCAGGACACUCAGGAACCAUUUGUCUUUAUGUUGCACUCUGGUGGUGCAAACACAUCUUCAAAUAAUUAAGUUAGAUGUAAUCUGGAGUUCUGUUUCUGUGGCAACACUUCACUUGUGUUUUGGUGUUCAUGGAGGUUGAAUUUUUUUUCUGAAUUACUUGCAUUCCACCAAUGUACUUCAGAGCAACCUAAUUUGUAUGCUAAUAGCAUGGCCCAUUAGCUUCAUAGCGUCAUAAUUCUAGGCUAUGCUAACAUGAUGUUUACAGUAUUAAGAACCAAAAACAAUCAAAUGAGCAAGUUGUUUGCAAACAAUAGCAAGUUUU
Thalassophryne amazonica is the source of this 2651-nucleotide messenger RNA. Its product is annotated as plastin-2-like. Gene Ontology annotation, molecular function: actin filament binding; calcium ion binding. The transcript is spliced from 16 exons. NCBI's taxonomy places the organism in Eukaryota, Metazoa, Chordata, Actinopteri, Batrachoidiformes, Batrachoididae. The record is from RefSeq and is a predicted model, not a curated record. Gene Ontology annotation, biological process: actin filament bundle assembly; actin filament network formation. Gene Ontology annotation, cellular component: actin filament; cytoplasm; actin filament bundle. Bases 91 to 1944 code for a protein of 617 amino acids.